UGUUGUUAUUAUCAUCAUCAUCGUACCGGUAUAGGUUUCAUAUUUCAACGCGGAAAAGUACAUUCAUAUUUUCGUCUAAUCACAUAAAAAUAAUUUGCGAUAUGAAAUUAGUGAGAUUCCUAAUGAAGCUAAGUCAUGAGACUGUAACAGUUGAAUUAAAAAAUGGAACUCAGAUCCAUGGAACAAUCACUGGAGUAGAUGUAGCGAUGAACACUCAUCUAAAAAGUGUUAAAAUGACAAUAAAAAAUCGGGAUCCUAUACAUUUGGAAUCUUUAAGCAUUCGAGGAAACAAUAUUCGCUAUUUUAUUCUACCGGACAGCCUUCCACUGGAAACAUUGCUUAUAGAUGACACUCCAAAAUCCAAAUCAAAGAAGAAAGACAGUGGUCGUGUAGGAAACCGCGGUCGAGGAAGAGGAAGCCGUGGUCGUGGUGGCCCAAGAGGUCGCGGUAGAGGUAGAGCACCUAGCAGGCGAUAACUAUAUUUAUAUAUAUAUAUAUAUAUACAUAUUUCAACAAAAAUAAAAUUUAACAUCAAA
Messenger RNA from Drosophila busckii, 536 nucleotides. RefSeq names its product probable small nuclear ribonucleoprotein Sm D1 (gene SmD1). Gene Ontology annotation, cellular component: U5 snRNP; U4 snRNP; commitment complex. The record is from RefSeq and is a predicted model, not a curated record. Gene Ontology annotation, biological process: RNA processing; spliceosomal snRNP assembly. The coding region runs from base 102 to 476 and encodes 124 amino acids. The transcript is spliced from 2 exons. Lineage: Eukaryota; Metazoa; Arthropoda; Insecta; Diptera; Drosophilidae. Gene Ontology annotation, molecular function: RNA binding.